GGCGCGACGCCGUCAGUCGGCUACGAACCGUCGCGGCGCCCAACUCGAAGCCCCAACCAGUCGCCCUUGCCCCCGCAGACGCACUUUCAGUGACGCGAGCGCCCACGCACGUAAUUUCAUUGGUUAAUUAAAAAUUAAUUCGGUGCAUCAUCAAAACAACUCAACAUAUAAUUCAAUACAAAUAAAAUAAAAAUAUAAAAAAGUUUCCGAAAACUUUUCUGAAAGUUUUCAAGUGUUUUAAUACGAUUGAUGUCAAAUAAUUGAGUAGUGCAUCAAAGUCGGAGUGUCAGAGAUUAAACAUAAACAAGAGUGUGGCGCGAUACGCUCGAAUGAUUAGCGGUGACGAACUUUGGCUUGUUGUUUUUGUGCGAGCUUGGUGAACGCCGCCCGGCCGCAAUUAAUUUUUGGCGUCGCAGCGGCUCCAAUAACAGGUCGGUGAUGCGCGCCCGAGCGAAAUCGCAGCCACUCAGCCGCCGCUCGGCGGAUCCGUCAGUGAAUAAUUUAAUGUGAGCGCCGUGUGUUUGCUUUGCGACCGACGGCGAUUACUACGAUCGCGACGGUGGCGCGCGCGAAAGGAUUAAUUGCGAGCGCACACAUCACCAAGCACAAGGACAAGCGAACUUUUGUUGCACGUCGCCGGUGGACACGAUGCGGACGCCCAAACGCUUGACGGAUUUCCACCUUUUCAUUUGCGUGUGCAAUUUACUCCUACAAGGUGGACUGGUGGCCGCGCUGCACUUACAGGAAUUACGGAUACCCAGUCACGCCGUGCGCAAUUCGAACGUGCGUCUUGAAUGUCACUUUGAAUUGGACGGCGAGACGCUGUACUCUGUCAAAUGGUAUAAGGAUGGCAACGAAUUCUAUCGCUACGUGCCACGAGACAUGCCACCAGCACAAGUUUUUCCACUUCCUGGAGUAACAGUCAAUAUUCACAACUCGUCUGACACACAAGUCGUCCUGACAUCGGUCCAGCUGCCCUCGUCAGGAUUGUACAGAUGUGAGGUGUCCGGUGAAGCACCCUUCUUCCAAACGGUCACCGAACAUCAGCGCAUGAUGGUCGUAGCAUUACCUGAAGAAGAACCGAAGAUCACCGGAGGGAAGCCACGCUAUCAAGUUGGCGACACCGUGAGGGUGAAUUGCACGUCGGGGCGGUCAAAACCGGCGGCGCAAUUGAGCUGGUUCAUCAACGGAGAACACGCUGAUCCGAACUUCCUGCGUGGGCCGGACACGAUAGUCACCGGACGCGAGGGUCUCGAGACGUCCAUCCUGGGGCUGGAGUUUGCUGUACGGCCGAAGCACUUCAAGAAGGGCGACAUGAAGCUCAAGUGCUUGGCGACCAUUGCUACUCUCUACUUUCGAAGCAACGAGGAGUCCGUUGAGGGUGAGCGCCCCCAGCGUGCGUCGGUUCUUGAAAGUCGAGGUACGGUGGCUCCACCCGGCUCCCGGGCGGAUCGAGUUCAAGCCGCAACAGGAGGUUCGACGUUGUCGUCGCCGCCCGCCACCGCCGCCGGCAUUGUGCUCUAUGGCUGCCUGCUGCUGCUGCUGACCGGCAUGCUCACCUGCCCAAGGUAAUUCCAUCGUCCGUGUUACGACGUCCUUUGACGCGCACGUAUUAUAAUUACUUCGUACUUCUUACUCCAACUUCACUUCGGCUGGCGUCUAACGCAAGCAGAGAGACUGAAACACGUGAUGUGCGCAAAGUAAAAGCAAAGUGAGACGAUUGUGAUGUGAUUGUGAACCAUGUGGUUUUUAUAACGCUGGCAAACUGAGUGUGAUGGACUUGUGUAAUUUUUUUGUUUUUCAAUACUAGCGAGUAAAUAAUUGUGAGUAAAGAGGUCUGUGAGCAUUCCCGUAAUUGUAACUGAUUGAUGCUCGGACGUGUUCAACAAAAUUCGUAUUGACGUGUCAAUAUUUCGACUUUAGUUCCGCAUCCAGCCCGAAAUUGAUUAACUAACCUGGCGGCGACUUUAAUUGAUUCAUUGUAGUUUCAUACGGCACUAAAUUUCGCGCUCGAUGCGCAUGUUUACAAACGUUGAUUUUAUUGUUUGCAUUCGAUUUGUACAUAUUCGUAUAUUGCCGAAACGUACGCGUGCAACAAAUCUACGUCCUUCUAUCAAACAAAUACUAUACAGAGAAAGUCUAUUAACACUUACUGCAUACCUAUAGAGAUGAAGUAAACAUAAAAUUAAAGGAGAAAAAAACAUUUCCAAUUACAAAUUAAAUUACAAAUUGUAUAUGUAGCUGUAAACAUUUAUAUGAUAUGAAAAACAUGAAACAAUCAGAUGUACUAAUCGAUAGUAAAGUGUUUUGGUCAACUUUUGGAGUGCGAAGAAGAAUUGGACAUAAAUUAUAUAUGCAUUAUGAAAUUAUACGAAGAUAUAUUGUAAAUUAUUACUAAUUAUAAUAAUAAUAAUAAUGAAUAUAUAAAAUUGAUACGGCUAAAAUUUAUAAAUGUUAAUUACCAUAUUGUGGUUUCAUUUCAAUUGAAUAAUUACGAUCUAAUUACGCUAAUUGAAAAUCUAGACGACGUAUGAAAUGAAACGUAAAAAAUAUUAAACUAAAAUUAAUUAAUUAUUAUUAAUAAUAAUGUGAUGUUGAUCCAAAUAUAAUAAUUAUUGCGAUAUGAUGUAUAAAUGAAUAAUGUUUAAAGCAUAGAGGAUUUAAGGAAUCUAGUCUGUAACAACUAUAAAUACACUAUCAAUAUGAUUGAUUUUUAUAAUUAAAAUUAUGAUUGCCAUCAAAUAUUUGCAUUUAAGUUACAUCAACAUAUUUAACGAUUAAUGCCAGCUUCCAAAUGGAUGUAACCGAUGAAUUUGUUUUUUUAUGUUUGUGUUGUUGAAAUUGUAAUUUCUGAUAGACUGAAUAGGAAUGGGAAUGCGAAUGGCACAAAAAUUAAUUGCAUUCGAAGUUUGUAAAUAUAACUUCUUUAUUAAUCGAUUGGAUUGUCGUUAAAAUUGGUUUUGGUAGAAUAUAUAACAAAAAUUGCAAUUUUUGGUUUUAAUGAGCGAGAUAUCAUCCAAUUGCGAUGUAAAUUUGUAUAAAUUCCCUGUGAUCGACUUAUAAAAUAUUGUAAUGAUCGUGCAUAUAUAAUACCAGAGUAAAGCUAACGCUAAAGAGGAGUAAUUUAAUUAAUUACAACUAAUACUGUAACGUACGAUCGAUUGAUAAAAAUAAACCUAAACGAUAAUUAAACGUUUCAUGAGGAUAUUAAAAUGUGCUAAGACCCUUGAUUAUGUUGACCAUCACAUUAUGACAUUCUUUUAUGAAAAUAAUCAACUAAUUGCUUCAAUGUUUAAUACACUUCCAAUAUAUGAAAUUUGAUAGAGUGCAUUGAUUUGGAUUCGAUUCCAUCAACUUGUAUGUCAGUCAAUGACGCAUUUUCUCCAUUGUUUGUAUUCGAAGUUCUUUUAUUCCCCUGCGUCACAUGUGGAAAAGAACUCAUCAGCAUAUACAUGUAUUUGAUUUUAUUUUGGAAAAUAAUAAAAAUGAUUGUAAAAAUGUUUAAA
Molecule: messenger RNA, 3506 nt
Organism: Dalotia coriaria
Lineage: Eukaryota; Metazoa; Arthropoda; Insecta; Coleoptera; Staphylinidae
Product: cell adhesion molecule 2-like
Exons: 5
Coding region: 649-1572 (307 amino acids)
Source: RefSeq, a predicted model, not a curated record